AUGCCGGGUCUUCUGGAAGAACAGACGUUCAAGACUAUCGAGAUCAAGGAGCUACAUCCGACUUUCGGGGCUGAGGUCUUGGGCGUGAACUUCGAAGAUGUAUCUGAAGAGCAGUUUUCGGAGAUUAUGGCUGCGAUGACGAAGUACGGCGUCUGCGUAUUCCGCAACACGGGGCUCACGGAUGAAUCACACGUGGCCUUCUCGCGGCGCUUCGGCGAGCUUGACACCAUCCGUCGAUACAUGCCGCCGGGCCGCCGGCCGCGGUACGGCUUCUACGAAUUAUUCGACGCGGGCAACGUGUCGACGGAACCUACAGGGUCCCUCAACCACAACGGCGACGGCGAGGAGACCGCGCCGCGCCCGUUGGAUCCAUCAAGUUUGCGCGCCCACACGAGUCGCGGCAACGGCCUCUUCCAUGCCGACUCGUCGUUCAAUCCGCAGCGCGCCUCGUUCUCGCUCUUACGAGCGGCGGAGUUGCCGCCGAAAGGCACCGGGGCGGAUACCCUUUUCGCGGACUCGAGGACUGCAGCUGAGGAGUUGAGCGAGGAAUUACUUCAGAUUCUCUCUGGGGGGAUGAAGGCGGAUAAAAAUAAUGACGAGGAAGGAAACGAAAGAGAAAAAAUGGACGACGGAGGUAGGGAUGGAGCAGGGAAAGGCUUGAUAGGCGUGCAUUCCAUAGCGCACUCGCGCAAACUCGGGUCGCCCGAGUUCUUCGCGGACCUCGACCCGACGCCCUUGCCAAUGUCGCGCCACCGGAUCCUGCAGCGCCACGAGCCCAGCGGGCGGAUGAACCUGUACGUCGGGGCGCAUCUGCACCACAUCGAGCACGACGAAGACGGGGGGUCCGGCAAGGAGAUACCCGAUUCCUGGGCCCUCGUGCAGAAGCUCAAUGCCCACGCCUCGCAGGACAAAUACGUCAUAUCGGUGCCGUGGAACGACCCCGGGGACCUGGUCAUCUGGGAUAACCGCGCCGUGCUGCAUCGUGUCGGGGAGGGGUCGUUUGAGGGGAAGUAUAUACGUGAUUUACGACGGACUACGGUCCAUGAUGAUUCACCGACGGCUUGGGGGUUUAAUAUUGUUGGUGCGGCGUUUCCCUCGUCUCUUACUGGUCCGAAUGGAGAACCGCGGUGA
Molecule: messenger RNA, 1131 nt
Organism: Xylaria bambusicola
Lineage: Eukaryota; Fungi; Ascomycota; Sordariomycetes; Xylariales; Xylariaceae
Product: alpha-ketoglutarate-dependent 2,4-dichlorophenoxyacetate dioxygenase
Exons: 2
Coding region: 1-1131 (376 amino acids)
Molecular function (GO): oxidoreductase activity
Source: RefSeq, a predicted model, not a curated record